This is a messenger RNA of Melospiza melodia melodia, 2778 nucleotides long. RefSeq lists its product as uncharacterized. The record is from RefSeq and is a predicted model, not a curated record. Lineage: Eukaryota; Metazoa; Chordata; Aves; Passeriformes; Passerellidae. The transcript is spliced from 7 exons. The coding region runs from base 33 to 839 and encodes 268 amino acids.
AGCGGCUGUGGCACGUGGGACCGCGCCGGGCCAUGCAGCGGCCCGGGCUGUUCGGGCGGCUCAGAGCCGCGGUCAUCGGGAUGGUGCACGUGGGAGCGCUGCCAGGGACACCAAGAAGUUCUCUCCCACUGACCCAGAUCAUUGAUCAAGCCUGUCAAGAGGCAGGAGUUUACAAGGAUGCUGGAGUUGAUGGGUUGAUCCUGGAGAACAUGCACGACGUGCCGUACACGGUGAGCCCGGGCCCGGAGGUCACCGCAGCCAUGGCCGUGAUCGGUGCUGCUGUGAGACAGAGCUGUCCCCACGUCCCUCUGGGUGUGCAGGUGCUCUGUGCUGCCAACCAGCAGGCAAUAGCCAUUGCUCUGGCUGCAGGUCUUGAUUUUAUCCGGGCUGAAGGGUUUGUGUUUUCUCAUGUGGCUGAUGAAGGGAUUAUAAAUGCCUGUGCAGGUGACCUGCUACGAUACAGAAAACACAUUGGAGCAGACAACAUUCAGAUUUUUGCUGAUAUUAAAAAGAAGCAUAGUGCUCACGCCCUCACGGCCGAUGUCAGCGUGGCGCAGACGGCGAGCGCGGCCCAGCUGUUCCUGGCCGACGGCGUGGUGCUCACUGGCACGGCCACCGGGCACCCCACGGACCCCCAGCAGCUGCAAGAGGUGAAGCAAGCUGUGAAGAUUCCUGUGCUGGUUGGGUCUGGAGUGACUCUGGAGAAUGUGAGGAAUUACUUGGAUGCAGAUGCUCUAAUAAUUGGUUCCUAUUUCAAGAAAGAAGGAUAUUGGGCAAAUGCUGUUGAUCCUGACCGAGUCAAGAAAUUCAUGGAACACAUAAGUAAACUGAGAGAAUGAGUUUGUCAGCAAACACUGUUUGUUUGUGUUUGUUUGUAGAAAUGCAGUGUGGCAAGUCCUACAGAAUUAAAGCACAGAUGUGUGGCCGAAUGGCAAAUAAUACUAAUAAAAAUGCACAUCCUCUCCAUAACUAGCUGGGAAGCUUGGUGACAUACUGCACAAUAACCUGCUGCCCUGAUGUUUGCUUCUAGGCAGCACAUUUCUGUGGUGCUCAAAGCCACCAUCAAUGCAAAGCCAACUCUGAAAUCUUGUGUGAGAUAUUCUCUCCGUAAGUUAAAUGCUUACGGAGUUUAAGAAUUUUUAGAAAAUGUUCAUCACAGGUGAGCUGAGUUCUGUUUUGCCUUUAAGUACAGUAGGAUGCCCUAAGUUUACAGCUGAAAGUGUUGUAAAUUGGACAAGUUAACUAGCCUUUCAGUUUCCCCAUCUGUAAAAUGAUGAUAAUAGCACCUACAUCACACAGGGGCCAUAAGACAUAAUGAAGGAAAGAAUGUACAGCACUUUCAUCUCUCUAAAUGAAGGGCUCUUUUAAAGUUCAAGAUCAUUAUUUUUUCAUUAGAAUUGUGCACUUAUACAAUUGCUACAUUUUUGUAAUACCACACAAAAAUUUAAGAUAAUUGGGGUAUUGAUUUACUUACAAUACUUAUUAGAGAAUAAAUGUAAAUAUUUAAUUACAUUUAAAUAGAUUUGGAAGGUAGUCAAAAUGCUUUUGCAAAAACUGGAAAUUUUAAUAAAGGUUUAUUAUUUUUCAGCAAGCACCUGCAGCUUUGUACCUUUCUAGAAUAGUAAUAGUGAUGUAAAAAACUUUCUUGGAAUACACAAGGUAUAAUUACAAUAGAAACCUUUCUACCAAAGCCACAGGUAAACAUAGAUUUUUCUUUUUCAUGUGAAAUGUAGAGGAAAAAUAUUACAGUCUUGCGGUGUCUGUUGUAAGAGAAUCCCCUUGAAUUUGAUCCUUUAGCUCUAAGGAAUCUUAGAAGAACACAAGGAAUACCUGUUAUGUCAUGGCUGCACAAAAUGUGGGCAUUUAUUUUCAUUCCUUGGGACUGGGAGCUCAGUUUGUCCUCUGGGAUCUCUCUUUUUCCUUGACAUGUACACAUCAGGCUUGUGCUGAUGCCAAAGAAAGUGAAAUUGUGGAUAUAAAAGCAAAUACACAAACAUGGGUAUUGUGGCAGCUGGCAGAGCACCCAUGCUCCUCUGAACAAGAUGCAUCCUCCUUCCAAAGACAAGAAGAUGUUCAAGAUACUGAGUUUUGUUAACAUAAUGGUGAUUCCAGAACAUCACAGUAUGAGACUGUCUUCUCAGGUUUCUUUUUUUUGCACUAGUCUGUUUCCCACAUGACUCCCACCAAAAGCCAUGACAAGUCUUUGCUGUAUUGCCCUGCUGGAAAAGAUGUUGUUUAGGCCCUGUGGCAACCAUGGCUUUUCCCCUUUUUCUCCUAAAUGCAGUGACACAGCUUCAAUGCACAGGAAUCCUUUCAGGUGCCUAUUUGUUUGGCUGGCACUGCUUUGUCAGAGUUCACAUUUAGACAGGCACUUUAAACCUGUGUCAUGGUGCUUCCCUCAGAACCAACAGUUGUGUCCCAACCCCAUCCCUGUGGCCUUAGAGGACUCAGGAUUCUGGCUGGAACCUAACCCAGCCUGCACCAGCCACACUCAGGGGCUGGGGAAAGGAGAAUUGAUGUUCAUCUUCCUCAGUCCUUGCAUCUGCAGCUCACCAGGCUCUUGGUAGAGGCAGUUAAGGAUCAUGAAGAUGCUUUUUGGAUUUUUAUUCCACACAGCCACAGCAUCUUUGCCAGGUAAAGCAAUGAUCUGGUUUAGUCUUACAAUUCUUAGCCUGAGUAAUGAAUGUUAUUUUAUGUCCUCUGUAUUAUGAAAAAUGCCAUAUUAAAUUAAGCUAAAUUCACUUAAAUACCAGUAAAAUCAGUCUGCUUAAAUCAGUA